Messenger RNA from Cynoglossus semilaevis (tongue sole), 3855 nucleotides. RefSeq names its product FMR1 autosomal homolog 1 (gene fxr1). Gene Ontology annotation, biological process: animal organ development; positive regulation of translation; regulation of mRNA stability. The transcript is spliced from 19 exons. The record is from RefSeq and is a predicted model, not a curated record. The coding region runs from base 105 to 2225 and encodes 706 amino acids. NCBI's taxonomy places the organism in Eukaryota, Metazoa, Chordata, Actinopteri, Pleuronectiformes, Cynoglossidae. Gene Ontology annotation, molecular function: translation regulator activity; mRNA 3'-UTR binding. Gene Ontology annotation, cellular component: neuron projection; cytoplasmic stress granule; nucleus.
AAAGUGUUCCUCCCCCUCACCUCCUCUGAUCUCUUCUCACCUGCUCUCAGUCCUCUGAUGCCUCGAGGACCACCUGUCGUCCCAUCAUCCUUUGCGUUUCCAAUAUGGAGGAACUGGCGGUGGAGGUCCGUGGCUCCAACGGGGCUUAUUACAAGGGCUUUGUCAAAGACAUCCACGAUGACUCUCUCACCAUUGCCUUUGAGAACAAUUGGCAGCCAGAACGCCAGGUGCCCUUCAGUGAUGUCCGUUUUCCACCACCCCCUGAUGCCAAGAAGGACAUUGGAGAAGGCGAGGAGGUGGAGAUCUUCUCCAGAGCCAAUGAACAGGAGCCCUGUGGAUGGUGGCUUGCUACAGUCCGUAUGAUGAAGGGAGAUUUCUAUGUGAUUGAAUAUGCUGCCUGUGAUGCCACCUACAACGAGAUUGUGACCUUUGAGCGCCUGCGUCCAGUCAACACAAACAAAUCCAUCACCAAGAACUCCUUUCACAAGUGCACCGUCCCCAUUCCUCAGGAUCUACAAGAAGUAUGCCAGGGUGAGAACGCCCACAAGGACUUCAAAAAGGCUGUGGGAGCCUGUCGCAUCACAUACUGCCCUGAGACCAGCCAACUAGUGAUUGUGUCUACCAAUGAGUCAACAGUGAAGCGUGUGUCUUUACUAAAUGACAUGCACCUGCGCAGCCUCAGGACCAAGCUGCUGUUGAUGUCACGCAACCAGGAAGCCACAAAACACCUGGAGAGUUCUAGGCAGCUGGUGUCGUCUUUUCAGGAGGAGUUCACUGUGAGGCUGGAUCUGAUGGGACUGGCCAUCGGCAGCCAUGGCAGCAACAUCCAGCAAGCUCGGAAAGUUUCAGGUGUCACUGCUAUUGAGCUGGAUGAAGAGACUGGCACUUUCAGGAUUUAUGGGGAGACAGCAGAGGCAGUAAAGAAGGCCAGGGGCUUUUUGGAGUUUGUAGAGGAUUCUGUCCAGGUGCCAAGAAACCUUGUCGGAAAAGUGAUAGGUAAGAACGGAAAGGUCAUCCAGGAGAUUGUAGACAAGUCUGGUGUGGUGAGGGUCAGGAUAGAAGGAGACAAUGACAACAAGCAGCCCCGACAGGAAUUGACAAAGGGAAUGGUCCCGUUCACCUUUGUUGGCACAAAGGAGAGCAUUGGCAACGUCCAGGUGCUGCUGGAGUACCAUAUCUCUUACCUUAAUGAGGGUUUCUCUGGAAGGCACAAUCACAGACAACAGUCUUACCACAACAUGGAGGUCGAACAGCUUCGUCUGGAGCGCAUGCAGAUUGAUGAACAGCUGCGUCAGAUCACCCAGGGAUACCGACCAGCCGACAGGGAGAGAGGAGGAGGAGGAUACAACCCAGAGAGUGGUGGCAGCGCCCCGCACAGCAGUCGCUCUUACAACAGCCGUGGGCGUGGACGUAGAGGACACAACUACAACCCUGGAUAUGGCACCAACUCAGAGCACUCCAAUGCAUCUGAAACUGAUUCAGAGCGUAAAGAUGAACUCAGUGACUGGUCCCUGGCUGGAGAGGACCGGGACAGGGAGAGAGGCCCACGGCCACAGAGAGAUGGGCGUCGACGACCAGGACCUGGUCGAGGCCGUGGAGGACCAGGAGGAAGAGGAAGAGGUGGAAGAGGAUACAGCAGCAGCUCAGACUACCACCACCACUCUGCAGCAGGCCCUCAGAACCAUGAGAAUAACUCCUACAAUGCCUUGGAAGCCAACACAGAGACGGAUCAGACUGCAGACACCGACGCAAGCGAGUCAAACUUGGCUGCAAACCGUCGCAGAAGGUCCCGGAGACGCAGGACAGAUGAGGACGCCACCUUGAUGGACGGCAUGAGUGAAUCUGAUAACGCCUCCAUGAGUGAAAAUGGAGUUGAUGAAUCUGAAGCUAAACCCCAGCGUCGUAACCGCAGCCGGCGUCGCCGUGUCCGCCUGCCUGAGGAGAGGCAGCCAGUGACAGUGGCAGACUAUAUAUCCAGAGCUGAGUCACAGAGCAGACAGCUGACGUCUAAGGAACCCAAGAAAAACAAGGACAUGGGUCAGGUUGAAGCCAUCGCAGAGCACAGCCCUCAGCCGGUACCGUCCACCACCAAUGGUCCCAGCAACUCCACUGCUGACAGCGAGGCCCAUGAUGCUGAUGGAGCUCCAAGGUCUUCCACCAAGAGGCCUGCCAAAGUGUCCUACGAGGACUCUAGUGCACAGCCUGUUGUUAACGGAGUGGCCUAGUUAAAACUGGGGCAAAUGUUGUUUCAAAUAUGUGGUUCUCUUGGGCUGCACUGAAUGUCCGUCUCCAGAGCAGCCAUGUGAAUCAACAAGCACUGUCCAUUUUUUUAAUUAACUUUACAAGUAUUUGAAACCUGUUUCACUGCUUGUGUUUUUAGAGAUCUGAACCUAAACUACACAACACGCUCACGUCUCCUCUUUGUUACAUUUUCUACAACAGUUCUUCCUGUACGAGCUUGCCAAAGAUACUCACCAACACAGACAGACUUGUAUACGUGUAAUCUUAAUGUUAAGCUUUCAGUCCUUUCUUCAUGUAGGAGUUGAAGUUGGCCACAGAAGUUGUAAAACUCAGACGGGGUUUCGUACUGUGGUAUAAAUGCAGCAGCACUGUUUGUAUUGGUAAACAUAGUAGUAUCUUAACGGGUUUUAGAGUUUAAAAAAAAAAGUCUGAUUUUAACCAGUUGGACUCUGAACGAUGCUUCCACACAACCUUCUUGUGCAUCUGAAGUAGUCUUUUUGUAACUUCAGUGUUCUGCAUGAGCAGUGCCCAGCACGGAUAGGUUUGUCACAAAAACAAAAAACACGUAUGUUUAACAUACAUGUGAUCAGCUGUUGUGCCUUGAGAGUAGAUUUCAACAUGUUGUUGCCCGGCUCUGCCCACCGUCUGAGAUCCUCUCACUCGUUUCUGUGUUACCUGGUUGCCUUUUAACUGGCGGCAGUUGAACUGUGUGGGCCGUCUGCUCGCGCUGCCGCUCUGAAGGCAUGCGCAGGCUAACGCUGAAAGACUCUGAACGGAUUUCAGAGGCAUUUCUUAGCAAAAUCAGGUGUGACCAUUCUUGAUGUCUGUGGGGCUCAAGUGUCCAGGUGUCCUUUAUAUAUAUAAAUACAGUAUAUAAAUAUAUAUAUCUGUUGAGGAGUUUGACAUUAGCUGCUUUGUGUUUUGUUUGUUUUUGAAUAUGCAACUACUUGGGUCAUAAAACAAAUGUUACUAUAGUGUCCAGUAAAGGAACAAAUGAGAGAAAAGUUUUCUUUUGCACUGAAAUGUAACCCUAUUUUUGUUUAUGUAAAAAAAAAUUGAUUGUAGUCGAGUCUGAAGACUGACCUGUGACUGUUGAAGUGCUGGACAGAGAUGUAGCUGGUCAGUGCUGGGUCUCCUGGAAACAUCUCAGUUUGAUUAAAUUGUUUUAGAAAUUGGGUAUGAAAUACAAACAAUUUUUUUAAAAUCACUGUUUCAGAAUUCUUAGUGAACCAGAAUGACCCCCCUGCCCCACACCCCUGGUGCUGAGAUGUUUCCAUCAAGGUAACAACAAAGUCAUACUCAUGAUUCUUUCACAGACUGACUGGCUGGAAACCUGUCGUGAUUGUUCCAUUUAGAAAGGUUUAUUUGGUAUUUAUUUAAAAUGAUGUACAGUAUUUAAGAAAAAUGAAAGACAAAACCAACAAAAAAAAUAAAAUCAAAAGCUCUUCUUUUUCUUUACACUAAACCAUAUCACACAAGGGUUACAUUGGAGGUAAUUUGGACUACUGAGUGUUGUGACAUCCAGUAUGUUUUUUUUAAGGAUCAUUCUGGUUGGUUGAUGUGCAAUAUGUUUUGUAUGCACGUAGUUCUUAAAUAAACUUGAUCUUUCAUGUA